Nematostella vectensis (starlet sea anemone) is the source of this 1934-nucleotide messenger RNA. RefSeq names its product cholesterol 24-hydroxylase. Gene Ontology annotation, molecular function: heme binding; iron ion binding; cholesterol 24-hydroxylase activity. Bases 1 to 1518 code for a protein of 505 amino acids. The transcript is spliced from 4 exons. Lineage: Eukaryota; Metazoa; Cnidaria; Anthozoa; Actiniaria; Edwardsiidae. Gene Ontology annotation, biological process: cholesterol catabolic process. The record is from RefSeq and is a predicted model, not a curated record.
AUGUCCGUGUUGAGCUGUGUCCUUACUGCGCUAAUCUUGCUAAGCGUAAUCCUCCUCUUUGCGUUGUUGAUUUACGCUCUCUACAUACUUUACGUACGGCGUAAGUACAAAGAAAUCCCAGGUCCACCUGUAGAACGAUUCUUCUCCGGCCAUGUCCCGAUAUUCAAUCAAGGACGCCUUAGAGGACUUAACUUUUAUCAAAUUCUUUGGGAGAUUUCCCAGGAGUAUAGCCCUGUGAUUCUCCUGUGGUACUACCAUAUCCCAUUCGUUGCUCUGUGCGGGCACGAAUUGACACGACAAGCGCUGCUGGAACUUGAUUUACCAAAAGCGGAACAAGUCUACCAAAGUCUGAAGUUUGUAUUUGGACAGAGAGCAGCGCGGGAUGGGAUUUUGACGGAAUGUGAUCCGGAGAUCUGGAAGCGAAAGAGAGGGAUGCUGAGCCCUGCAUUUCACAGACUCUGGUUCAAGGAUUCUAUGGGGAUGUUUAAUGCUGUUUGUGAUAAGUUUUUGGUGAAGUUGGAGGGAUACGCUUCGAGUGGGGAAGCUGUUGAUUUAAGCGAGAUGUUUUCUCGGGUGACGAUGGAUGUGAUUGGCAAGGUUGGAUUCAACAAUGAUUUAAGAGCUACCGAUAACGAUAAAUGUGAAUUCCGUGCGGCCGCCUACACCUGUCUGAAGGGAAUGCAGGAAAACAUGCAGGACGUGCUGUGGCAAUUCAAUGUCCUUAAAUACCCACUGCAUCACAAGGCAAGACACGCCGCCAUAUUCCUACGAGAGUUCGCUGCAAGGGUUAUAGCUGAAAGAAGAAAUGCCCUGCGGAAAGGAGAGACUACCCCGAAAGAUAUCCUUGCCCACAUACUGCGCAUGUCAGAUGGAGAUAAGCCAAUCGCAGACGAGGAAAUGAUCGAUAAUUUCCUGACAUUGUUCAUAGCAGGUCAAGAAACAACAGCCAAUCAGCUAGCGUUUACUGUGUACGAAAUCGGGAAGCACCCUCAGAUUGAGAUGAGGAUACAAGACGAGGUGGAACGCGUCCUUGGCGGGAAAUCGCGCGUCGAUUACGAGGACCUCAACCUCCUCAAGUACGUCAAUCAAACUUUGAAGGAGAGCCUGCGAUUACACCCUCCAAUCAGCGGACUCUCGCGCAUGACAACUAAAGACAUAACUCUCAAUGACGUCAUUAUACCAAAGGACACGUGCGUUAUACUGAGUCAGUUCGUAACCCACAGGGAUCCCGAAGUUUGGAACGACCCCGACACGUUUGACCCCGAAAGGUUUGCACUUGAAAACGUUGGGAGAAUAUCGAGUUCCAUGUAUUUCCCGUUUUCUCUGGGACCAAGAAGUUGUAUUGGAAACUAUCUAGCGCAGUUUGAGGCCAAAGUGAUAAUGGCCAGGCUGUACCAGCAGUUCAAGGUGGUCUUAGUUUCUGGACAAAAACUUGCAUAUGAAGAGACCGUGACAACACGCCCGAGGGGGGGAGUGUGGUGUCGGGUGUUGAAGAGAAAUAAAGACUACGUUGAUUGAGGGGAGAGGAAAAACGGGUAAUAUAGAGACGAGAAACGGGCGUAGCAGGGGGUGAGGAUCUGGGGGCAUGUGCCCCCCAAUCUUUUAAAAAAUUAUAAGGAAAUGAAAAGAAGGGGCGUGGCUGUGCCCCCCCCCCCCCCCCGAUAUUUUCUUAAUGGUUCUGCAUUGUGCACCCUGGGGGUAGUUUUCUGUAAGCAUCGAAUAUAACUUUUUGCCUUAAACUUUGUUAACGUCGCCUUAAAUUCAUUUUUUUGGCAAGAUGAUUAAAGUCGACAGACUUAACAUUUUCGCUAAAUAACCGAGUUUGAUGUUUUGACCAAAAAUGGUGCAUUUAAGGCAAUGUUAACUCACUUUAAGGCAACUUUUAAAAUUUCAACUGUUUUAGCUUAUGUUCCAAGCCUUAAUACACUUGAGUG